Molecule: messenger RNA, 9063 nt
Organism: Zymoseptoria tritici IPO323
Lineage: Eukaryota; Fungi; Ascomycota; Dothideomycetes; Mycosphaerellales; Mycosphaerellaceae
Exons: 6
Coding region: 1-9063 (3020 amino acids)
Source: RefSeq, a predicted model, not a curated record
AUGGCGCCGCUCUCGCCAGAGGCCCUAGAAUACGCCAUUCACCACGUUUUCCUUCCACCAAAACUCCCUCAGGAGCUUGAGGCGGACUUUGCAAAGCGUGAUGCCGACCUCGUGCAAACGGCGCUUCAAGUGCUUAACGAUCUUCGGAACUCAAUGCCUACUCCUGCGCGCGCAUCCAUCGACCGCGCCAUAGGCACUGUCACUCUGAUGCUUGCCAUGCACAGUUCUGCAGAUGGGCAUCUCAGCGAGACGGAAACACUUAGUGCCCUAUCACAGCUUUCACAGGGCAGUGGCUUCCCGAUUCCGCUUCAAAUCCGCGCGCAGAAUGCCGGCGUGCUGAUUACCCGAGUUGACGCAAACGUCAACUUCGAGUGUUUUGAGAUCUCCGCCAGCAACAGCGCGGUCAUGACAACUCGGGGCAGACUAUCACGCACAUUUCCUGGUUCCGCCGUGUCCAUCGACAUCAAGACAGCCAUAGACCCACAACUUCAUUCAGCUUUAGCGCACACCCUGUCGAAGAUGAGCGAUCAGGCCGUACCAGGAAUGCAACCGCAGACGUACAAAGGUGGCCGCACACACGAUGAAGAGCGGGAUACAACCAGCCCGGCUGCCGUUUCAGAGCUUCUCUUUGGAGGCAUUUUGAAGGCUAUUGGUCGUCCACUUACCUGCUCGACUAUCACCAAGAACACUAGAGAUGACGUGCUCUGGAGCAAUGCGAAGCUGCCAUGGCGAAGAUCGUCUGCGUGGAUGUUUGUGAGAGUGGUCCUUCAGCUACUCUUCUCAAGAUCGCGGUAUCAAGGCCUCGACACAUACAAGCUCUUCAUGGUGUCAUUCACCAGUGAUCUGCUCCACCAAUGCCAAGACACGACAAGCAGCGAUAUGCUGUACGCAAUGAACGCGAAGGUGGCACGAAGAAUGCACAAACUCGGCGCAGCUGUGCCUGUCGUCUUGAAUGAUCGUGUUAUGGGCAUUUUGAAGAGCAGUCACCGUAUUCUUUCCGAUCGAUGGUCCAACAUCCAGCGACUGGAGCAUGAAUCGGCCGCCGAAGUCUCCGAUCUUGCGUUGCUGAGAUUUGACGACGAUACCGGUCUCAGCUUACCUCUGCUCGAGCAAUUCAUCACCUCAAUCGACUUGCGGCCGCCACCGAAAGCAGUGGAUGCUUUCGUGCCCUCUUACGGUCUUCCCCGGUUUGCGCCAGAAGCAAUCUAUCUGCCACCAGCAACAGACGGCGAACCGUACGAACUGGCCGUUCUGCAAGAUUUUGAGGAAUGGGUUGACCUGCACUGCUACCGCGUCUUCGAAGCAAGCGAUGCCGAUGAGGCGUGCCCGGCCAUUCAUGAUUUGAUCAGAGGAUACCACCGUCGAGCAUCGAAAGCGUACAAAGGCAAUCCUGAAGGCAUGUCGAUCAUGCUUCUCACGGUCCUUGAACUAUGGAUUAUUGGUGACAGGCUCGCUGGUGGAGUCUGUAAGAUUCUGACGGAGUACAGCCACGGAUUCCCAAUUGACGUCCUUCAAAGCCUGGCGUUGCCAUCGAAAGACCACAUGAAGAGACUGUGUGCGGUUGAAAAACGUCUUUUUCAGCGUGAUGUCAGCGCAGGACAGCGUCCGGCUCUUCUGUCACAUGUCGGCGUGCAGAAGGAAUUUGCUACGCGGUGUUUUGACGCUUCACCCGAGUCCCAAGACUUGAUGAGCGAAAUCCUCGACAACUCAAAGGCUCAAAAACAAGCCAAGCUCCAGGAACUGCAGGAUGCCCUUCUAUCUUACAAGAGGCUGGAGUACCUGAGAGAUCAACAUACCUGCCUGCACAAGACCAUUGAUGUGCAGUCAAAACUGUAUCCGUACGAAAUCGUCCAGAAGACCGUGCACGAUGACAAUGCAUGCCAAUACUGUCCCCUCCAGGAGCGCCUCAAAGAGGCCAGGAUUUCGAUUCACGAAGAGCCUCUGCCAGAGAUCGAGAGUCAAGCCAAAGCCAUUGUAUUCGAGCUUCAAGCACCAUGCUGGUACGCCGCAUGGCGCGAUAGCACGGUGUACGUACUGAACGACGUCUUGAAAGCGAAGUACAGCGCAGAGGAAGCUGGACAUCAUCGCCCUUUGUCAAGCGAUGUUCACGUUGGUGAAUACAGUUCUGCGUCCGCGGAUCAACGCAUCAUUCUUAUGACGAAGCGGAAGUCUCACUCAAAAACACACUACAAGUGGAAGCGCAUCGAAAACAUUCGAAGCAAGAACAUCGCAGACUUGGACGAGGUGCUCACGAAGAACGACACGAAGUACCAGUACUACGACAUGGAAAACGACUGCUUCGUCGACCAAUUUGUCUGCACAAAGGAAGCAGCGCUGAGCUGCACGUAUCAGCUCGAAGAGCGUUCUAAGACCAUGGCGAAAUUUCUCUUUCGGCCAUCCUCUUCGCCAGAUGGAGUCCCUCCGAAUCAGGUGAUCGCAAGCCAGUCUCAAUGUCCAGAGUUUAUGUCGUUGGAAGGAUACAAGGAACUUUGGACGCUUCUGUACGGGCAUCACAUUCAAUGGCUGAACAUUGUCCUACAGCUGGCUGCGCCAACCAUCGAUCUGAGAUCAGACGAAACAGUCAUGGUCGUGUUCCAAUGCAUAUAUCAAGCUGGACCUGCGGCAUCCGAGGAAAGCGAUGAUACUCUUCGGGCGGCCCACGCGCUUUUGAAGCUUGCAGACUUUUCUCGCCUACUGCUCAACAGUCUCGAAGCGGCCUUGCAACGAGUGAAGGAGAAUUGGGAGUCGGCAAAUGCCCUUGCUCUUUUCGCUGCGAUCGCCAGCCGUCUCCUCACUCUGGCAUCGCGACCUGAUGUCCAUGUAGCGUGUCUGAAUUUCUUGUCGAAGGUUCGCCAUGUUGCUUUCGCAUGGGUCACACUGCUGCGACAGAAAUCCCAAAAUGCUCUUUCCCAGUCAGAACAGACACAAUUCAACACCAAGAGCAUGGACGUCGCGCUUGUCUGCAUGCUGUCCUUUGAUGUGGACGCCAAGCAUCUCACAGACAUCCUGGCCAUUCGAAGCGAAGCUGCGAUCCUCUUGCAAUGCUCUUCAAUCGUCUCCGAGAGAUCGAGAUCUACCAAAAGCUCUAGCAAUCAUGGCGCCAUCGACGAUGCACUCCACUGGACCUGGUCAGCUCACAAUUCUGAUCACAUUGGUUGGCAUCAAGAUGAUCUUGCCUCUCGGAACUGGCUCACAACGGAGAUCUCCAUGACAUCAACGGGAGAGACUCAGAAGCUGCACUAUGACCUUUUGACCGGGGAAUUUCUCAUCAACGGUAGUCGUUUGAUACGUCCUCCUAUGCAGUGGGAGCGGCAUCCUACGUACAUCGCCAUGUUUGGCACAGUCUCACCGGAAGUCGUCUCUGCGGCGAUCCCCGGUAUGAAGUACACGAUCAAGCGAGACUACGAUGGACACGUCGUCCACCUGGGGAUGACUGCCCCGGGCAUCACUCCACGAGAUCUGCUAGUGCGCGCCAGCAGCAAGUCUGGACACUACGAACUGGUGCCGUCGCGGUUGCUUGCUGGAGCGAUUCCCGAAAUGUUUGUAACUGGAUUCGUUCACUGGUACAACAUAGACACCGGUGUCAUCGAGUUCCGCCCGUCACGCAGUCCUUGGAAUUUCUCGUCGAAGGCUAUCUGGACAAUCAGUCCGCGGCCGGAAGGCUGGAGCCUCACCCAAGAUGGAAAGAUUCUUCUAGGCCUUCAGUCCGAAACCUUGCGGACUAUUGCCUGCGUUCUUCGCCCGUUGGCGAACGCAACCCGGAUUCACGUCAUCUUCCAGCCAUGGAAACGCCAAGUGGACAUUGAGAUUCCAAGCUUGCAACUCGGCUUUUGGCUUACUAUGGGAGAUUGCAAGCUGCACUCCAGGGACUUCCGCGGCUUCAUCGUGGAUCGCGAUCAGACCCUUGGCACACUGGUUGGACUGUCCAGUAAGCUCGUGUUGACUUCUCAAAAUGUAAGCUCGCGAAUGGUCUUACUUCCGGAAGGUGAAGUCUCGUACCAGAAGCACAACGGUCACGUCACUGUCGAAGUCAGCAAAGAGACCAUUUCAAGGGUGCAUCCAGUGUAUAUCGACUCCCGUCUCCGUCGCCUCGUGGACAAUGGGAGCCUGCAGAGCAAGCUAUUGCUAGCGUACUUCAGCGCUCUCACUUCUCAUUGUCUUCCAGACCCUCUCACAUUGCGCACUGGGACUGAGCAAGCCUUGUCGAUACUGAGCAGUGCCGCCGUUCACUCAUUCGAAAAGCUAGAGUCCGCGAAUGUAAAGCUCCUUUGUGCGCUUGCAGAAUUGACACCAUCGAGAUCCUUCUACCCGCCUGAAGACAAGGUCAUGCAAAGUGUUACAUGGGAUGACGAGCUGGACGUUCUUUCACAGCAUGGCGGGUUCUUUGCCGCUGUGCAAUCCAUCUUGAAGCGGGCGAAGGAAGCGCUCCUUUUCUAUCCAGAAUCGGCAACUGACUUUCCCACCAUUCAACAUGCUGCCAAGGAUCUGCUCGAUCGCGACAAUCUUCGCACGGCCACGUUCCGAGUCUCCGGCUUUGGAGCUGACCAACACACCACGACCCACGACUGUCCAUAUGCGUCUCGAGAUCUGGACACCGGCACGGAGCGCGCAAAUCGCGCAUGCAUCAUCUUGCGCAUGGUCACCGGCCAGGUUAAGGCCCCCUGCUGGAAGCUGCCGAGUGUCGAUCUGUUCUGGAAGUCCAUGACUAGUGUCUCGACAGCAUCCGGUCAUGACGGCGAGCUCGACCCCGAUGGCAUUCGAUAUGAUGCUGCUUUGCUCGAAGGAGAGACCGACCAAUAUUCUCUGAUGGUGUGGAUGUCGUCAUUGGCCUUCGCCCCGACCAAGAUCGCGGGUCUUCUGCAGGUCGUGGCCCUGUCAACGACUAUGCCCGAAUUACGAGGACUGGCUGUACCUACCGGCCUCGUCUUCCAUCCCAAUGCAGGCAUUGAAAUCACAGCAAUUCAGCUCGCAUCUGCCAUUGAGGCAGGCGCAGGUCGGGCUUUUGAAGAGACUCCAGAUUGUAAUGCACCUCGACGCAACGACAAGAGAGGCUAUCCAGAGAGUCCGGACGUCUUCACGGUGCGGAUGAACAAUCGAGAGCUUCGGGGUUAUCUUUCGAAGCUGAACGACGUUCUCUCAGAGCGCGAAAUCAUGUUUGUCCCGGUUCCCACCUCUGGACUUUCGUAUCCAGCGCCGAGCAUCAGAGGAAUUGGGUUCAUAUCCGUUGAUGAUUUGUUCUCAAGCACUUCCUCCUUUUCGAAGCUUCCCAAAGCGCCGGCUUUGAUAAUUUUGCCUCAUGUGGCGGGUCAAGAGGCUAUCACGGGCAAGUCCAUCCAUCUUCGAAAGUUGCUCGAGCAGCUAGGUCGCAACAGCAAGCCAUCCCCUCACGAACAGGCAUACGUCGCGGAUCUGGAGGAGAGCCUGCGUUCUCUCGAAGGACGGGUCAAACGCGAGCCGAAUUUGGCGGCUCUGCCGAACAAACGCAGUAUGCUCGACCAUCUCGCUGCAUGCGAGAAGCAUUUGAACAAUGUUUACUCGACUUUACUGCAGGCAAUGAACUCUACAGCGAUGGACGCUGGACGACAUGUUCAACACUGGCCUCGCAUUUCGCCGCUCCUUUUGCUGCAGCAGCUGAGCCACAAACGCUGGCCAAAGCUGAGCGUCGAGUGGAAAGCGCUGCUGAUUCAAUACGCUCUCGCUAUUGCUGGGGUCCAGAGAGCUGAGAGGCUGCUAAAGGCCGAGCGAACGAGUAUCGAUGAUCUCGUCACGGAACUGCAGAAUCCGGGACACACCAACUGGAAUCCUUUUGACUAUCCGGAAUCACUGCUCCUAGAGGUCGAGAGCGGGAUCACUAUUCGCGAGGUCCAAGAGCAGAUUGCCAAAGAGAUGAGAGUGCCGACUGGGAAGAACGCUGUGAUGCAACUGAACAUGGGCGAGGGCAAGUCCUCCAUUAUUGUACCCAUGGUCGCUGCUGCGCUGGCAGAUGGUUCUCAAUUGGUCAGAGUCGUGGUUGCUAAGCCUCAGUCGAAGCAGAUGGCGGAGAUGCUGAAGGCAAAACUGGGAGGCCUGCUCGAUCGACGUAUACAUUACCUGCCCUUCUCUCGCUCCCUCAAGCCUAACCUGGCCACUGCAGAGGCAAUCGAGCGCCUUUGCAAGACAUGCAUGGCGGAGGGAGGAAUAAUGCUGCUGCAGCCGGAACACAUCUUGUCGUUCAAGUUGACGGGGCCCGAGUGUUUCAUCGUUGGCAAUGAAGCCGCGGGAAAAGCAUUGCUUCGAAUACAGGAGGAUACGUUCAAUUCCCGGUCGAGAGAUAUUGUGGACGAAUCCGACGAGAACUUCAGCGUCAAGUUCGAAUUGAUAUACACGAUGGGUCUUCGUCGAGCCGUGGAGAUGAGCCCUGAUCGCUGGGUCUACGUCCAGGCAGUGCUGGAUCUCGUCAAGACACAUGCCGCAGCACUUGCAGUCGAGCGACCACAGGCGAUGGAGUAUAUCGAGAGAGAGUCUGGGGGCUUUCCGAGAAUCAGAGUUCUCCGUGAAGAAGCUGGACGUAUCCUGGUCCAUGGCAUUGCGCAGCACAUCUGCGAUGUGGGACUUCUAGGCUUUCCUUUGCCAAAGGGAGCGCAAAUCUGCGAGUCAGUCUUCAACUUCAUCGUAGAGCCAGAGGUCACCAAGGGAGACGUCUCCGCUAUACAGGCCUCUGUGUUUUGGUCCGACCACACGAAGGGUCCUCUGUUGCUGCUACGCGGAUUGUUCGCUGGAGGCAUAUUGGAGUUCGUCUUCGGAGCUAAACGCUGGCGUGUCAACUACGGACUCACUACCCGCUCACCAUUGACGAAAUUAGCCGUGCCAUAUCGCGCAAAAGAUACGCCCUCACCGCGUUCGGAGUUCAGCCACCCAGAAGUAGUCAUACUGCUCACGUCCCUGUCGUACUACUACGAAGGCCUCAGCGAUGACGAUCUCUUCGUCGUUAUGGGUCAUCUCCUGGACUCCGAUCGAGCGGAGGAUGAAUGGCAUCGCUGGCUCGCCGACAUUGAAAUGCCAGCACAGUGUCGCUCUCUCGACAGCAUCAACCUCAAGGACAAGGCACAUUGCAUUGCUGACCUGUUCCCACCGCUGCGCCACUCCAAGGCAGCUAUCGACUAUUUCCUCUCCCGAAUCGUCUUCCCCAAGGAGAUGAAGGAAUACGACAACAAGCUUAGCGCGUCGGGAUGGGAUAUUGGCAGGGUGAAGCGUUUGCCUACCACUGGAUUCAGCGGCACGAACGACUCCAAGCCUUUGCUUCCACUUGACGUGUCGCACAAGGAUCUUCCGGAACAGCUGCACACCAACGCGCUCGUGCUCGAACAUUUGUUGUCACCGGAGAACUCUGUUGCGCUGAUGCCUAGCACCGAGGUCAACUUUUCGACCGAUGCCCAACGUCUACUGCUGAUGGUCAUGACGCUCAAUCCGCUACCGGAGGUCAUCCUCGAUGUCGGAGCGCAAAUACUCGAGCUUGACAAUCUGAACUUUGCCAAAGAGUGGCUGAAGUCUCACCCUGACGGACAGAAGGAAGCGGCUGUGUUCUGCAGCAGCGAUGACGAACUCUCUGUGGUGAACAGGAAAGGCCAGGUGGAAUUGCUGCAGACAUCUUCGUUCGCCACUCGACUCGAAGUCUGCCUCGUGUAUCUUGACGAGGCCCACACCAGAGGAAUAGAUCUGAGGCUUCCACAGACCUACCGGGCAGCCGUUACCUUGGGAAGCAAUCUCAGCAAGGACAAGAUUGUCCAGGCUUGCAUGAGAAUGAGGAAGCUAGGCAGAGGACAAUCGGUUGUAUUCGUUGUUGGGAACGAAGUGGCCACGAAGAUCCUUGAGCUCCGAGACUUCUUGCGGUCCACGCCAAUCAGCGUCGCUGACGUAUUGACCUGGGCCAUAUCUGAGACCUACCAAGAGGUUUCGAGGAGCAUCCCACUCUUUGCGGUUCAAGCGCACAGAUAUAUUGUCCAGGAGAAGCUCUGGGCGCAGGUACGGGCUGCUGGGACCUCGUUUCCAUCACAACAGCUGGCGAAGAAGUUUCUCGAGCCAGAAGCCUUGACGCUGGAGCGUCGUUACGCGCCGCGUUCAGAGCAGAAGACGGCAUUGACAAGAUUGGCAGAGCAUUCUGACAAGAGCUUCAACGAAAUCUCUGCGCGAUGUCAGGCUUUCAGAGGCCUUCAAUUUCAGUCAAGGCGCUUGCAGCAGGAGCAGGAACGUGAGCUUUCUCCGGAAGUCGUCGCGGAGCCAAUCAUCCAGCGAGUGGCAGCCGCUGUCGCAGCCAAGCACUCUCUACACAAGGAUCUGGUGACGUUUGUCGAGACUGGAGUGAUCAAGGCUGGCUCAAGUGCCUACUUCCCAGCAUUCGACUCCUUGGCCACCACGACUGCUGCGUUGAAGUUUGAUGUCAAGCAGCUCCGUGCGCCCGCAUUCAUUUACGCCACCGCAGACUUUGCGACAACCGUCGAGAAAGAUGAGUCUGGUUCCAGCUCGGAUGCGUACCAGCGGACUCCGCAAUGGGUGCUGACCGCGCGGAAGAUUGGUCAAGACGUUGUCGGAACUCUUAUCGUGAUCUCGCCUUGGGAAGCAGAGCACCUGUUCACUCGAGUUCAGUGCUCCUUUGCGACGGCUCUACACCUGUACCGCCCACGCACCAACUUGGCACAUCCGGCACUCGACACGCUCAACUUUUGCACCAUUGCCCCUCGGUCAAUGACGUUGUCCAUUCCGGCCCAACUCUCCGUUCAGCUGAACGUCUUCGCCGGAGCGCUCUAUUUUGCAAGCUAUGACGAGUAUCAGAAGACGUGCAUGUUUCUGGGUGUUACGUGGCGGAAGGCUUCGCCGGGUGAGAUCAUCGCUGCGGAUGGGUUCAUCGAGCGGGAUGCACAGGGACAGAUCGGUGGAGGAAGCACGUCGAAAGUGCGUGUCAGCCCGAUCAAGUUCAUCAAGUCGUUGAUGACGACGAUCCGGAGGAAUGGAGAGUCGAUCUCCAAGACUCACAUGGGAGCGCUGUUGGAAGGCAGAUUGCUGCAGCGGUCGGACUUUGAGAAUUGA